UUCCAAUUCGCAUCGUCAUCCUACACGCGUACCACGCCUCCGACCCGAUUCACCACCAGCGAGUCCCUCUCCGGGCAACAGCGGGCUGCAGAUGGGGGCGACGGGGGACGCGGAAGGGGCGGCGGCGGGGUGCCGCGCGCGGGCGGCGCUGCUGGGCGCGUACGAGCUGGGCCGCACGCUCGGGGAAGGCAACUUCGGCAAGGUGAAGCAGGCGCGGCACCGCGCCACCGGGGAGCACUUCGCCGUGAAGAUCCUGGACCGCGGCAGGGUGCUCUCCCUCCCCGGCGCCGACGACCAGGUCCGCAGGGAGAUCGCCACGCUCACCAUGCUCGCGCACCCCAACGUCGUCCGCCUCCACGAGGUUGCUGCUAGCAAAACAAAGAUCUAUAUGGUGCUUGAGUUUGUCAAUGGAGGCGAACUUUUUGACAGGAUUGCAAUAAAGAGAAAACUAUCUGAACGAGAAGGAAGGAGGCUUUUUCAGCAGCUAAUUGACGGUGUGAGCUAUUGCCAUGAAAAGGGUGUCUACCACAGAGACCUCAAGCCUGAAAAUGUUCUUAUUGAUCGGAAAGGCAAAAUCAAGAUAUCUGAUUUUGGUCUCAGUGCUUUACCACAACAUCUUGGGAAUGAUGGAUUGCUGCAUACAACCUGUGGUAGCCCCAACUAUAUUGCUCCUGAGGUUCUGCAGAACAGAGGUUACGACGGAUCAUUGUCGGAUAUCUGGUCUUGUGGAGUAAUUCUUUACAUAAUGCUUGUAGGACACCUUCCGUUUGAUGACCGAAAUAUGGUUGUUCUUUAUCAGAAGAUUUUCAAGGGUGACACUCAGAUCCCGGAGUGGCUUUCGCCCGGUGCACAAAACCUUCUUAAGAGGAUUCUUGAACCAAAUCCGAUGAAGAGGAUCAACAUGGCAGAGAUCAAACUACACGAAUGGUUUCAGAAAGACUAUAUUCCUGUUGCUCCAUAUGAUGACGAUGAUGAAGAUGUACGGCUUGGUGCAAUUCUACCUAUCAAAGAGCAAAUUAGUGAAGCUCACGGGGACAAGAGUAUUCAUCAAAUGAACGCUUUUCAGCUGAUCGGAAUGGCAUCUUCCCUCGAUCUUUCAGGUUUAUUUGAAGAAGAGGGAGUGUCCCAGAGAAAGAUCAGGUUCACAUCAGCACAUCCACCGAAGGAUUUGUUCGACAAGAUUGAAGUGUCCGCGACGCAGUCAGGGUUCCAUGUUCAGAGAGCGCAUAGCAAGCUCAAAAUAACGGGCAAUUGCAAUGGACCGAACAACCCCACACCAUUCUUAGUCUGUGCCGAGGUGUUUGAGCUUGGCCCCUCUCUGCAUGUUGUGGAGCUUAGGAAGUCCCAUGGUGACACUGCAGUGUACAGACAGCUCUACGAUAGGAUCUCGAGUGAUCUUGGGAUUGAUAAGAUUUUUGGGAUGGGGUCGCUCUUCGGCGACAACCUCCCGAGCUUUGACAGCAGAGCCGCAACACCACUGGUUGCCUUGUGAUGAGUGCUGUGCUGUAGAUACCCCAACUGACAUGAUGUAGGACGCUAGGAUCAUAGCUGUUUAUUGAUUGGAAAUGAUGAUGAUGAUGUAAGGAUUAGGAUCUCACUGUGUACAGAACUGCAUACAGAUAGUCGAGUGGUGAAACUGACUAUCAUCCUCAGCUGAAGGGGUGUGAUAGCGGCACAAAAAUGGUUCAGCGAUGUAAUAAUUUUUUGCGCGAAAAGGCCAAAGGCCUUAUAUUAAAGUCGACCAACCUUUGCAAGGA
Triticum aestivum (bread wheat) is the source of this 1757-nucleotide messenger RNA. Its product is annotated as CBL-interacting protein kinase 17. The record is from RefSeq and is a predicted model, not a curated record. The transcript is spliced from 12 exons. Bases 92 to 1492 code for a protein of 466 amino acids. Gene Ontology annotation, biological process: signal transduction; protein phosphorylation. NCBI's taxonomy places the organism in Eukaryota, Viridiplantae, Streptophyta, Magnoliopsida, Poales, Poaceae. Gene Ontology annotation, molecular function: ATP binding; protein serine/threonine kinase activity.